Aspergillus glaucus CBS 516.65 is the source of this 2553-nucleotide messenger RNA. Its product is annotated as mitochondrial 37S ribosomal bS1m domain-containing protein. Lineage: Eukaryota; Fungi; Ascomycota; Eurotiomycetes; Eurotiales; Aspergillaceae. Bases 1 to 2553 code for a protein of 850 amino acids. The transcript is spliced from 7 exons. Gene Ontology annotation, cellular component: mitochondrial small ribosomal subunit. Gene Ontology annotation, molecular function: structural constituent of ribosome. Gene Ontology annotation, biological process: mitochondrial translational initiation. The record is from RefSeq and is a predicted model, not a curated record.
AUGCCCAAGGUUCUGCUCACUGGCGGCAGUGGCUUCAUUGCCGCUCACAUCAUCGACAUCUUGCUGCAGCAUGAUUUCGACACCGUCGUCACGGUCCGUUCCGACGAGAAGGGUCAGAAGAUCCUUGAAAACCACCCCAACCUCCCCAAGGAGAAGCUGUCAUAUGUCAUUGUCAAGGAUGUCGCUGAAGACGGUGCCUUCGACGAGGCUGUUAAAUCUAACCCGCCAUUCGACUAUGUCCUCCACACAGCAUCUCCUUUCCACUUCAAUGUCCAGGACCCCGUCAAGGACUUCUUGGACCCCGCCAUCAAGGGAACGACUGGAAUCUUGAAGGCGAUCAAGGCCUACGCCCCUACUGUGAAGAGGGUCGUCGUCACUUCGUCUUUCGCCUCCAUUGUCAACUCCGAGCAACAUCCUCCUGUCUAUAGUGAAGAGCACUGGAACCCUGUCACUUGGGAACAGGCCUUGGACCAUUCCAAGGUUUACCGGGGUAGCAAGACAUUUGCGGAGAAGGCUGCAUGGGACUUCGUUGAAAACGAGAAGCCCAACUUCGACAUCGCUACGAUCAACCCCCCCCUUGUCUUCGGACCCAUCGUGAACUACUUGAACUCCCUCGAUGCGAUCAACACAUCCAACAAGCGGUUCAGGGACUUUGUCCAGGGUAACCUGAAGGACGAGCAGCCUUCCACAGACACUUCGCUUUGGGUGGAUGUUCGCGACAUUGCUUUGGCUCACGUUAAAGCAAUUGAAGUCGCAGAGGCUGGAGGAAAGAGAUUCUUCGUCACCAACGGUUUCUUCUCAAACCAGGAGAUUGCGGAGGCUAUUCGGGAAAGCCACCCUCAGUUGGAAUCGAAGCUGCCACCGAAGGGUGCUCCUAGCGACCCCCCAACUCAUGCUUACGGAUACGACAACACCAGAUCCCGUGAGCUUCUGGGUAUCUCGUACCUGCCUUUGAAGAAGACUGUUGCCGAUACCGUUGAGUCUCUGCUGGCUGUUGUCAUUGUUUGUGUAGUUAUCGGGCAGUCGGAAAAGCUGCAUCUUCCGGCUCUGUCGCUCCCCGUACCGCCUGGAGACAUUUUCUCCUCCGAGGAUCCCUCCGCAGCAAAAAGAAUAUCCUUGAAUCCAGCCAUCAGAAACGCCAUGACGUCCGCGAGAUUAUCGCCGACGGCGAAUCUUCUGCGGAAGUCGCGGGUGUUCGCAUUGCCACAGGCAUUGAAGCCUCCCCAAGAACCCCCCACUUCGAAGACGGUCUUUGAAUCCGACAGCGCGACCCUUCCCUAUCCGACCCGAGCAUCGAUUGUUACUCCGGGUUCGUCAUCAAAACGUGGUGAUUGGGGUUUGAAACGUCCUAUCCCGUCAAAGUCAACAUCGGAAAAAUCGGUCAGACCGGUGAUUAGGGUGAACGCCCAUGACACCUUCGAACAUGUUACCGACUUCGAAUCCGCGCAAGACCACACGUUGACCUUGGCGAAGUUCCAGGAACUUCACCUGCCCAUGUCGCUUCCGUCCAAGGUCAACUACUCGAGCAGUUUCCUUCCGGGACACCAGAGUCCAUUCGAAUUGGAUGUCGACAACACACAGACGAGCAAAGACCUUGCGAGACCGUAUGCCAAACAAUUCAGGCAAUCCGGACCUUGGCUUGCCGGGCAGACCGAAGCGGAGUUCCAGACCUACUUGAAAAAGGUUCGACGCGACAAGCCGGAGGUUCUGCAAAGGCUUCGCGAUAUGUAUGUGGCAAAGCGCACCGUGGAACAGAGAAAGGCGAUCCAAGACAAGGGAGAGGAUCUCGAGAACAUGCAGCCCAUCAAGUUUGACGAGAAGGAGUUCCAUGCCUACAUUAAAUCGCUACGUGCAGACCCGACUGCUCUAGGCCCAGUGAUCUUCGAACUUCUGGACCUUCCGUCCCCGCCGCCAGUGCCCAACAUGAGAAUUGCCGGUAAGUAUUUCCACGCUCCGGGAACCAAGUUGUCUGCGACGGAAUACGCUACUUCUGGACCACCGAGGACGCACCCCUCAGCGGGUCUGUCCUACACGCGGUCCCACGCAUUGCUCUACAACCAUCCGGAACACGGCCCGCAGGCCUAUCAACGACCCGUGCAGGCGCGUAUCUUGCGGCCAAAGAGCAAGCUCAAGGGCAAGGGCAAUAGGGCCAUUGCAGGUAUUGGUGGUAUUGCAUCCGAAGACGUGAACUCCAUUACGUUCUGGGACCAACGGACGCCCCCUGGAUUGGCCUACUUUGAUGCAUCCAUCGAAGGCGGUGGCAAAUACUGGGCUACGCCAAUCCGGGCUUCAGUUACCUCGGAUGGCAAAAUCGACCUGGCAUCUCUCAAGGCAAGCGUUACGGCCAAGGCCCCCUACGGCAUUGAGGAUGCGCCAGAGGCCGAUGCCGCGAACCGCGUUGCGGAAGUGACUCAGGGUGCCUCACGGCAAGUUCCGAAACUGGACGCCAGGGCGCCUCGCUUUAGGCAAUUCGAUGAAAGAAGGCACACGCCGAUGACGAGUCGUGAGGAUGCUGCAAGGUCACUCAUGGAAACACUCAAGUAUGAAAGCUAG